Messenger RNA from Sugiyamaella lignohabitans, 570 nucleotides. RefSeq lists its product as uncharacterized. The coding region runs from base 1 to 570 and encodes 189 amino acids. The record is from RefSeq and is a predicted model, not a curated record. NCBI's taxonomy places the organism in Eukaryota, Fungi, Ascomycota, Dipodascomycetes, Dipodascales, Trichomonascaceae. The transcript has a single exon.
AUGGACCAGUAUAAUAAACAGGCUGCAGAUUUUGUUUUCCGUGCCAACAAUGCUGACUCUGGGCCAGACGAGAUUGAUUUACAUGGACUUUAUGUGAAAGAGGCUAUACAAGCUCUUGACACUCGUAUCAGAGCUGGCAUUCAACGCCAUGAGUCACAUAUUAAGGCUAUAGUUGGUAAAGGAAACCACUCAGCCAAUCAUGUUGCCAAGAUUAAGCCUGCUGUUGAAGAACUGUGUCAAACUCACGGUAUUAGACACGAGAUCGAUCCACAUAAUUCUGGUGUUAUUAUCCUCCACCUCGAUGGACAGUCAGGCCCAGCAGUCAAUACUGGCAACUACCCUCAACAACCUCCUGCUUCUCACGGUGGUUCUGCCAGUCAGUACUAUGGAGGAAAUGCUCCUCAGCAGCAGCCAUACGCACCUCAACACCAGCAGUAUCAACAGAAUUAUGGUCAGCAACAACAGCAGUACCAACAACAGCCCCAGGGCCAAGGACAGAACAACCAGAACGACAUGCUUUUCAAGAUCUUUUGCGGUGUCGCCAAGAUGCUCUUCCGCCAAUGUGCAUGA